Messenger RNA from Theileria parva strain Muguga, 1049 nucleotides. RefSeq lists its product as uncharacterized. The coding region runs from base 1 to 1020 and encodes 339 amino acids. NCBI's taxonomy places the organism in Eukaryota, Apicomplexa, Aconoidasida, Piroplasmida, Theileriidae. The record is from RefSeq and is a predicted model, not a curated record. The transcript has a single exon.
AUGUUUAGAACGAUACCAGUUUCAACAUAUGACCCAUACGCCAAUACUCUUUUAGCAUCACUUAUUAUAAGGAAAAGCUAUAAACUGCCACAAACCAUAGGAGCACAACAAAUAUUCCCAAAAGAAGCAAUGCAGUAUGCGAAGGUCGCAUUAAAGAGACCGUCAGCGUGUAAUUUCUAUGCAGCAAAUUGUAUAGCAGUGCUUUUAGCGCUAAACAAGAACCUAAAGGCUUCUUAUGAGAGUUUCCUGCUGCUUUUAGAGUCACUUUCAGUAACAAGCCACAUGAAGCUGCUAGUGAAUAAGAACAUGGGUAUAGUUUCAGCAGCUAUCACACUGGCUAACAUGGCCACAGAUAAGAAGUUUGAUCGCAACAAACUUAACAAAUUAAAAGUAGCUAAGACACAACAAUACUUUCAAACCGCAAUUUCCAAUGGGAAGAUGGAUAAAAAUCUAUAUAUUUGCUACAUCAGGUUCCUGUUCGACGUCCAAAAGUUCGAAGAGUGUAUAUCAAUGUUGGAAACAGCAAAAUUGAUAUUCCAAGAUGAUGUUUUCGCAUAUAACCAGAUUAUAGUAACAGACUCGAUGAUCUGUACUUACUUACGUGACGCAGAAAAGACAAACUCUGUAGUUGAGAUGAAUAACAUGUUAUCAGGAUGUAGAUUUGUUACAACCACGGGAGACUAUUUUUUAGCGAUGAACCAGAGAGGCCAUGGGUUCAUUACUCCCGAGUCAUGUAAUAAACUUAAACAGAUCCUUUCAAGAGUAAAAACAAAAGUUAUGCCUCAUAUCACAAGUACUCUUCCACAUCUAGAGAAGGCAUGUGAAAACAAACAAAAGGCAAGAGAAAAGAGACUACAACUGCAAUUAACAAUCCAGCAAGCUCAGGAAGCUAAGAAACGACAGCUGGAAGAAGAAAGAAUCAGAGCCGCUGAAGCUGACGAGGCUUUGUCAGCACAACUUCUAAAGGAGGCUUCCGAGAUCGCCUCUGAAAUUAUAAUGGGAAAGGCUCCCCAGCCAUGAGUAAUUUUUAAUUUCCUUACAUUUUACAA